GCUCCAGACUGGCCGGUUCUCCGUUUCUUCUCUCUCAAGCUUUUGUGUCUGUGCCUGGGAGCUGCAAGGAGGGUGCACUGGGGAAGGAGGAGGGGUGCCUAGGGUGAGAGCACCCCCUUCAAGUGCGCGUGCACACACGUUGCCGGCGCACGCACACACAGGCGGACACACACUUCAGACACGCACACGCGCGCGCGCGCACACACACACAUACACACACACACACGCACACACACGCACAAAGCUCUCUCGCCUUGAGCGCACUAACGUGGCCGCUUUCUUUGUGUGGAGCCCUCGAGUGGGGUUGGGACCCCGGUCCUGUCCCGGGGAGAUGGCGCAGCCCAUCUUGGGCCAUGGGAGCUUACAGCCCGCUUCAGCUGCUGGUUUGACAUCCCUAGAGCUUGACUCAUCGAUGGACCAGUAUGUGCAGAUUCGUAUCUUCAAAAUCAUCGUGAUUGGGGACUCCAACGUGGGCAAGACUUGCCUGACCUUCCGCUUCUGCGGGGGUACUUUCCCAGACAAGACUGAGGCCACUAUCGGUGUGGACUUCAGGGAGAAGACCGUGGAAAUCGAGGGCGAGAAGAUCAAGGUUCAGGUGUGGGACACAGCAGGACAGGAACGCUUCCGUAAAAGCAUGGUCGAGCACUACUACCGCAAUGUGCAUGCUGUGGUCUUUGUCUAUGACGUCACCAAGAUGACCUCCUUUACCAACUUAAAAAUGUGGAUCCAAGAAUGCAACGGGCAUGCUGUGCCCGCACUAGUCCCAAAGGUGCUUGUGGGUAACAAGUGUGACUUGAGGGAACAGAUCCAGGUACCCUCCAACUUAGCCCUGAAAUUUGCUGAUGCCCACAACAUGCUCUUGUUUGAGACAUCAGCCAAGGACCCCAAAGAAAGCCAGAACGUGGAGUCAAUUUUCAUGUGCCUGGCUUGCCGGCUGAAGGCCCAGAAAUCCCUGUUGUAUCGUGAUGCUGAGAGGCAGCAAGGCAAGGUGCAGAAACUGGAGUUCCCACAGGAAGCUAACAGUAAAGCUUCCUGUCCUUGUUGAAACCAAAUGGUGUAAAUACAAGAGAAUCAGCACUGGAGUUUUUUCUUUCCCCUUUUUCUGUGCCUGCAUAAUGCUGACACCUGCUUGUUUCCAUACAAACUGAUAGCAAAAUAAACUUUGUAUAGAUUA
Messenger RNA from Peromyscus maniculatus bairdii (prairie deer mouse), 1174 nucleotides. It is a transcript of the gene Rab33a, whose product is annotated as RAB33A, member RAS oncogene family. Gene Ontology annotation, molecular function: GTPase activity; GTP binding. Lineage: Eukaryota; Metazoa; Chordata; Mammalia; Rodentia; Cricetidae. The record is from RefSeq and is a predicted model, not a curated record. Gene Ontology annotation, biological process: Rab protein signal transduction.